AUGCAGGUGGUCGGGCACAAGCAAAGAGUUAAUCCUGCGGUCCCUUCGCUCCUCCUCUUUGAUGUCCUGACAUCAUUAGUCCGGCCCCCUGAAAGAUUUCCUCGCCUCCCUCCGAGCCCGUCACUUUCUACUCUGCAAUGUUUACCGGAACUUCAGCGGCAGCAUCAGGACCGAGUGUUUGCCCCAGGAAGAGAGACAUGCUCUGAAGACGCUCCCGGUUCAGGGAUCACAGUGGACGCCACAGGUGUAGCCGCCGGGCUCAGCAGAGUAAUGGCUGUUCAGACUGCAAUCAUGAACCCUCAGUUCAUGAAUUUCUGCUUCCCCGGCUCUGUGAUGGAGUACGAGGUGGAGAAAAGUCUGGACGGCAGUCUCCUGGGCGAGGCGGAGAACGACGAGGACUACAAAGAAACCACCAGAGACCUGCUGAGCUUCAUCGACUCGGCCUCCAGCAACAUCAAGCUGGCUCUGGACAAGCCGGUGAAAUCCAAACGGAAAGUCAACCACCGGAAGUACCUCCAGAAACAGAUCAAAAGGUGCACGGGCAUCAUAACGCCGGGAACCGGAGCGGACGCCCCGGCGAAGAGACAGGGCUCCCCUUUGACUCAGCCGGGUCCUCUGCAGAGCAAGACUCUGCCGAAGCGCGAUGGGAUCCAGGCCAACCUGCAGAGCAAGAGCCUGGCAGCGCUCUUCAGUCCCGUGAAGGAUAUCAGGGGGGAGAAAGCCAAGAAGCCGCCCCUGAGGCACCGCAACCUGCCCCCCUCUUUCUUCACUGAGCCCACCAACUGCUCCAAGGUCAGCUCCACGUCCGGCAUGACGCUGAAGGACCUGGAGCGGGGGAAUCCCGAGGCCGCCGAGUUCUUCGAGCUCCUGGGGCCCGACUACAGCAACAUGGUGAGCGAGCAGGACCUCUACCACGGCAUGGCGCUCAGGGUGCAGCCGGAGCUGGGGGGCCCCGACCCGGCUCCCUACGACGCUCACCACCUUGUCGGCGGCCUCCUCUACUCCGAGCCCUGGACUAGCUGCUCGGGACCCUCCAAGAAGGCGGGGGAGAGCGUGCGCUCGGGCCCGGCCCAGCCCCCUGCGUACUGUCAGUCCGAGGCGCUCUCAGGGAGCGUGGAAGACAACGCACUGUGCACUUUGGCCUUUCCCAGCUUCUUCACAGACUGCCCCACACCUCAGGUCGCCUAUGAUAUCAGUGGGGGUUAUAACAGAGCUAAUUAUUCAUCUCUAUGAGAAACUGACCAUCCUGCUAAUCAGAAAAAAGUUUUAACAGUAGUUUCAGAGAGUUUUAUAUCACUGUGUUGUAUUUG
Messenger RNA from Salarias fasciatus (jewelled blenny), 1310 nucleotides. It is a transcript of the gene fam181b, whose product is annotated as family with sequence similarity 181 member B. Lineage: Eukaryota; Metazoa; Chordata; Actinopteri; Blenniiformes; Blenniidae. The record is from RefSeq and is a predicted model, not a curated record.